Molecule: messenger RNA, 957 nt
Organism: Striga hermonthica
Lineage: Eukaryota; Viridiplantae; Streptophyta; Magnoliopsida; Lamiales; Orobanchaceae
Source: the annotation of a GenBank genome assembly
AUGGAUCUGGCGGCGGAAGAGCUUCAAUUCCUGAGCAUGGCCGACAUCCUCAAGGAGUCGAUUUCAAUCCCCAAACAAUCCCCCAAGACCUUCUACCUCAUAACCCUAACCCUAAUUUUCCCCCUUUCCUUCGCCAUCUUGGCUCACUCGCUUUUCACCCACCCUAUCCUCGCCCAGCUCCAGUCCGAAGCCACCGCCUCCUCCUCCGCCAUCUGGUCCAAGCUCCUGAUCUUUCAGUUCUGCUACCUCAUCUUUCUCUUCGCCUUCUCUCUCCUCUCCACCGCCGCCGUCGUCUUCACCGUCGCCUCGCUCUACACCGCCAAGCCCGUCUCCUUCUCUUCCACCAUAGCCGCCAUCCCAAGCGUGUUCCGCCGUCUGUUCAUCACCUUCAUAUGGGUCUCGUUGCUGAUGGUGGUCUACAACGUCGUCUUCCUCGGGUUCCUUGUCCUCUUCAUCAUAGCCGUGGACUUGCAGAGUGUUUCCUUGUUUAUAUUCUCUGCCGUGGUGAUUUUCAUUCUUUUUCUGGGUGUGCACGUCUAUAUAAGCGCUUUGUGGCAUCUCGCGAGUGUGGUGUCUGUUCUCGAGCCCAUUUACGGGUUUGCUGCUAUGAAGAAGAGCUAUGAGCUGUUGAAGGGGAAGGCCCGAGUGGGAUUCUCGUUAGUGUUCGUGUACUUGGCUGCUUGUGGAGUGAUCAAUGGAUUUUUCGGGUCGAUUGUGGUGCAUGGAGGGGAUGAUUAUGGGGUUUUCUCGAGGAUUGUGGUUGGUGGAUUUCUUGUUGGUGUGUUGGUAAUUGUGAAUCUGAUUGGUUUUCUUGUGCAGAGCGUGUUUUACUAUGUCUGCAAGAGCUAUCAUCAUCAGAAUAUCGAUAAGAGUGCACUUUACGAUCAUCUGGGCGGGUACCUCGGGGAAUAUGUGCCUCUUAAGAGCAGCAUUCAGAUGGAAAACUUGGAUGCAUGA